AUGGGCGUCAAGGGCCUGACCUCAUACGUCAAGCAAAUCCAGCAUGCCGUGUCCGAGCAAGUGACCAUCCCCGUCAAGUCCGCCACCGAUGCAGCUCUGUCGACCUCGACAGCCAGCGAACCCGUCCCGGGGCCCUUCGUCAUCGAUGGAUGGGCAUGGAUCUAUCGCGCCUACAUCGAUCACUUUGCCGAGUCCGUGCGUGGGGGCGAUUACAUCGGCUACACCCUCCACGCCCGUCAAUUCGUAAAAGCGUUACGACAGGCACGCCUCGAGCCCAUCUUUGUCUUUGACGGGCCCUAUCUUCCGCUCAAGAUCCCAACAGUCUUGUCACGCCUCGGAGAGACUGCAGCCAACAAUUCAGCCUUCAUGCGCUCCUCGUCACGGCUCAAGCCCGGCUUUCAGGUCUCGAUGGGUGCCUUCCCACCACUCCUCUACGAUUGCACGCUUGAGGCGCUCCGUCAGUGCAACGUCCAGAUGGUCAUCGAAGAGAUCGAGGCAGACAGCGCAGUAGCUGAGCUUGCGGAUAGGAUGGGCGGAUGGGCGGUGAGCAACGAUUCCGACUUCUUCGUUCUGUGUGCUCGAGGCUCGCGAUGUCGAGGCUAUGUCCCCAUCGAUACGAUCGAGUACCUCGUUCAGCCCAAGGCGCAACAGGUCGACUCUCAAUCGGCGUCUCUUGGUAGUGCUGCCUUCGAGGACGACGGCUUCGCACAAGUCGGUAAGAGCGGAAGGGCGAGAGGGCGGAAGGCAGGCAAGAGCGUAGCAGCUAUAGUUGCAGCAGCUGAACCACUCAGCAGACCCCCGGCCAAUCCCGAAGAAGGUGCUCUGUCCGCGAUUCGCUUCACAUCCUACUCUUCUCCCAAGCUGGCCGCUGCGCUCGGCAUCCCGACGUCUAUGCUCUCACUGCUCGCGGCAUUGGUGGGCAAUGACUACACUGCUAGCAUCCAGAAGCGCAUUCUCGAUCCUGCGCUUCCCUUCGGUCCUCAACGAAUCACGUUCAUCGCCAACGCCAUCAAAACAGAAACGCUGCGCAUGGCAUCCACAGGCAACCGUACUCCUGCUCUCAAUCUUGGUUCUUCGGGCACUGCCACUCCGUCGGCCACACGCAAUGGACUCGGUCGCACAGGUUCUGGCUGGGGAGCGCUGUCUGCUCGUGGAGGCGGCUCGUCCGCCAUCACCUCGGCCACGGCUACACCCGUGGGCGAUGCGAUGCAUCCCAAGCUCGACGAGGCUCUGGCAGCGCUCGCGCUGAACGAUCCGGUGCGCUUCAUGGUUCAGCGUGUCACCGAGCGCAUCUUGGCCGGCGUGGCUACAACCACUCGAGAGGCAUACGUCACCUCGGGCGCGCAGAAAGAUUUGGUCGACGCCAUCAUCGAUUCCGUUUGCACCUAUUCUCUCCUCAGCGAUCCCGACGCCAUUCAUCGAUCGACACCAGGUACCGAGUUCUUCUCCGACUCGCACAGCUCAGCUGCCAGGGCUGAACAUCGUUCAGGCCUCAAACAGUAUCGCGCUGCGUACACGGAAGGUUUCUUCGACCGCACUCUGGUCGAGUCGCUAACGCAGAGGUUCUGCAUCAACCGAAUGGCGCCGGAAGAUCCGGAUCAGAAAUCGAUACAGUCGACGCAUGCGCGUGAUUUGCGCGAUUGGACAUUUACCACUCUGUUCUCAAGUUGGGGCAUGGAUUGGGCUCGCGAGACGUUGGAAGAGCCACUACCGGUGGGAGGAGAGGAUGAGGAUGAGCUGGCAGGCGCGCAUGCUGGUGCGAUACCCAUCUUGGCUGGGCCAGGUCCGAACAAAGUCAAUUGGGACGAGGAAGGUGAUCCGGAGGAGCUGAUUCCCGUGCAGACUCCGCCGUCGUCGUUUGGCAGCUCGAUAUAUACGGACGAAGAUGAUCAAGACGACGACGAGGAGGACGAGGUGCGGUCAAGACCAGGGUCAGCAGCAGGCUUGCUGGACGUAGAUGAGCAGGAAGAGGGGCGCGUCAAGCCGCCCCCUGCUGUCAUGGAUUAUGGCCGAAGGGGAGAUCGAUACGUGGCGGAGCAGCGUCCCAUCUUGUCUUUGGAUGCGUUGAUCGCACGCCAGCGAGACGAAUUCGGUAUCGAGCCACCUCAGGUGCUGCGCAAGUAUCUGCGCGCCUGA
Messenger RNA from Pseudozyma hubeiensis SY62, 2136 nucleotides. RefSeq lists its product as hypothetical. Gene Ontology annotation, molecular function: hydrolase activity, acting on ester bonds. Lineage: Eukaryota; Fungi; Basidiomycota; Ustilaginomycetes; Ustilaginales; Ustilaginaceae. The transcript has a single exon. The coding region runs from base 1 to 2136 and encodes 711 amino acids. The record is from RefSeq and is a predicted model, not a curated record.